Rhagoletis pomonella (apple maggot) is the source of this 2570-nucleotide messenger RNA. RefSeq names its product cohesin subunit SA-1-like. The record is from RefSeq and is a predicted model, not a curated record. Gene Ontology annotation, molecular function: chromatin binding. Gene Ontology annotation, biological process: sister chromatid cohesion. Lineage: Eukaryota; Metazoa; Arthropoda; Insecta; Diptera; Tephritidae. Gene Ontology annotation, cellular component: nucleus; chromatin; cohesin complex.
ACACCGCAGCGGCCGACAGCAUUACAUUCCACGAAUUUGUUCUGCGAGAUUCAAUUUGAUAAACAUAAAUAUAUUUGAGCCACAUUUUUUUUACCUAGCUGUACGCGUUGAGGCGAAAUGUACAUUGCAUGUAUGUAGAUACACAUAUUAAAGUAUUUUUAAUACUUUGUAUCGCACAGGGAAGUGUUGAAUGAAAGUACAUCAGAUGGAGAUAGCCCUAUGAAACGAAUGACACGUCUGCGUGCUCGAGGAGGAGUGCGUGACAAGCCGCCAAUUAUUGAUGAUGAUGAAGACGACUUUUUUAUACCCGUGGCACGUAAACGCAAACCGCCGGGAACACGGAAACCGCCUGGGGAACGCCGGGAGCGUGUGGAGAGACCUCGAAAGGAGCACAUUGAAAAGGAACAGGAGCGUAUUGAUAUGGAAAGAGAUGUUACCACGGAUGAAAACAGUCUAUAUUUCAUUGUGCGGCAUUCCAAAUCGGCAAUAGCGAGUAUUGUUGAUGAUUGGAUUGAAAAAUACAAACAAAAUCGUGAUUCUGCCUUAAUUGCACUAAUGCAAUUUUUUAUAAAUGCAAGUGGUUGUAAAGGCAAAAUAUCUGAAGAUAUGCCACAUCCAAUGGAACACACUGCUGUGAUACGCAAAAUGACUGAGGAAUUUGAUGAGGAAAGCGGCGAAUAUCCAUUGAUAAUGCCUGGGCAGCAAUGGAAAAAAUUCAAAAUGAAUUUUUGCGACUUUGUGCAAACUUUGGUAAAGCAGUGUCAAUAUUCUAUCAUUUACGAUCAGUUCCUUAUGGACAAUGUGAUCUCACUUUUGACGGGUCUCUCUGAUUCGCAAGUGCGUGCAUUCCGUCAUACGGCUACUUUGGCGGCAAUGAAGUUAAUGACAGCGCUGGUGGAUGUAGCGUUGCUUGUCUCAAAUAACUUCGAAAAUGCUGCAAAACAAUACGAAGCUGAGCGCGUCAAGUCGCGAGAUCGGCGUGCAUCGGAUCGGUUGGAGUCAUUAAUGACGAAACGUGCCGAGCUUGAAGAGAAUAUGGACGAAAUUAAAAAUAUGUUAACAUAUAUGUUUAAAUCCGUAUUUGUGCAUCGAUAUAGGGACACCCUGCCGGAUAUACGUGCAAUUUGCAUGGCGGAAAUCGGCGUCUGGAUGGAAAAUUAUCCACAAAAUUUCCUCGACGACUCAUAUCUAAAAUACAUCGGAUGGACAUUACAUGACAAGGUCGGUGAAGUCCGCCUUCGGUGCCUGCAAGCGCUACUACCGUUAUAUGACAAAGAAGAACUGAAGGGAAAAUUAGAGUUGUUUACUUCGAAAUUCAAAGAUCGUAUUGUUGCCAUGACCCUGGAUAAAGAAUUUGAGGUGGCAGUACAUGCGGUUAAAUUGGUGAUCAGUAUUUUAAAAAUCCACCCUGACAUUUUGGCCGACAAAGAUUGUGAAAUAGUGUACGAGCUUGUCUAUUCAUCGCAUCGCGGAGUAGCCCAGGCUGCGGCCGAGUUUUUGAAUGUACGACUUUUUCACUUAACUGCCGAUAUGGAAGAGACAAAAACGAGACGUGGUAAAAUACGGCUACCAAAUACACCCCUAAUACGAGAUUUAGUACAGUUCUUUAUUGAAUCUGAACUGCACGAACAUGGUGCCUACCUGGUGGACUCCUUCAUAGACAAUAAUGCCAUGGUCAAAGAUUGGGCUUGUAUGACCGAUCUACUUCUCGAAGAGCCUGGCAUAAACGAAGAGGUGCUAGACAACAAGCAGGAGUCAACACUUAUCGAAAUAAUGGUUAGCAGCGUGAAGCAGUCAGCGACAGGUGAAGCGCCCGUUGGACGCGCGAGUAAUCGUAAAAUUACAUUAAGUUCAAAGGAACUUAAGGCAAUACAAGAUGAAAAAAUUCGACUGACUGAACAUUUUAUUAUAACACUGCCGCCUUUAUUGGAGAAAUACCAGGCGGACAGUGAAAAAUUGGCAAAUCUGCUGGCAGUGCCACAAUAUUUUGAAUUAGACAUAUAUACCACAAAUCGACAAGAAUCUAACUUGCAGGCUUUGUUGGAUAAAAUGAGUUACAUAAUGUCUGUACAUACGGACCGAGAAGUACUCGAGACCUGCGCUAAAACACUGGAGUACUUAUGCAGUGAGGGUAGUGCGACAUACACUCGCUGUGAUGUAGCACGGUCGAAUAUUAUUGACAAUGCGGUUAACAAAUAUAAAGAUGCCAUUGAUGACUGGCGAAAUUUGAUUGCUGGUGAAGAACUACCCAAUGAAGAUGAAAUCUACAAUGUUACAAUAUCACUCAAAGUUAUUUCCAUCUUGUACGCUUCUCAUAAUCUCAAUAUUUGGAGUUUAUUUGAUUCAAUAUUCCAAGACGUGGAAGAAUGCCAGUCGAAAGAGAAUCCGGGGCGCACUUUACCCAACGAAGCGUUAGUCUAUUGCAUCGAGGCGUGCUACUUUUCGAUAAGUUGGGGCUUAUACUUUGUAGAAAAUCAAUGUGAAAGCAGUAAUAUACCUGUUGUAUGCGCUGAAUUGCGUGAUAAUAUGGUUAAAUACAUGGCAGCAUGUAUCGAACUAACACGUAAUGG